GCUCUCUGCUUAUUUCGUCUGCCUGCUUCAUUUGGCACCAAUGCAGCUUGCUAUUUCGUGCAAACAGCCGACUCCGGAUCUGUUUUAUCAAAGUGAUUCAUACUGUGAUGACUAAGAAGAGAAUAAUACAGUAUAAUUAUUAGAACUAAGAGUAAGAAGCUUAGAAACUGGAGUUGUGACAUGCAGUGCAGCAGAAACUAUAUGAAGUGCCAUUAAUACAUAUCAAAUGAAUCAGUGACAUGGCUGCUGAUGACAAAUCCUCCUCCUCAACCCUGGAUUGGAGCACAGAACCGCCACUGUCGGCUCCCAGCACGUCCCACCUGACACACUUCAAGCCCCUGACACCAGAGCAGGAUGAGCCACCACUCCGCUCGGCCUACAGCUCCUUCGUCAACCUGUUUCGUUUUAACAAAGAAGAGGGCCGCCCCCCAUCGGUAGAGAAGUCAGAGGUGUCCACUCCGUCGCCACAGGGAGAGAGGAGGAGCUGGUCCAGCAGCCCCGCCCACUCUGUCCAUGGUUCCGGAACACACAGGAAGCAGCACCCAGAUGGACUACGCCGCACUUCCACAGCCUCUGUGGAUUGGCCAGAUGGCCACAGGAAAUCGGAAGCGUCCCUUGGCACUCAUGACCCUCGUACAGCUGUUCAGCUGCGGACCGCUCUGAAGAGACUGAAAGAGAUCAUGGAGGGAAAGAGCCAGGACAGCGACCUGAAGCAGUACUGGAUGCCCGACAGCCAGUGCAAGGAGUGUUACGACUGCAACGAGAAGUUCACCACCUUCCGACGGCGCCACCACUGUCGCUUGUGUGGCCAGAUCUUCUGCAGUCGCUGCUGCAACCAGGAGAUCCCGGGCAAGUUCAUGGGCUACACGGGAGACCUGCGUGCCUGUACCUACUGCCGGAAGAUCGCCAUGAGCUACGCCCACUCUGCAGACUCUGGCUGCAUCGGUGAGGACCUGAGCGCCCUGUCCGACUCGCCCUGCUCUGUGUGCGUGGAGCCCAGCGAGCCCCGCACGCCCGUGGGCGGACGCAAGGCCAGCCGCAACAUCUUCCUGGAGGAAGACCUGGCCUGGCAAAGAAAAACUCCUAUUGGGAUGAGGAAGAAUUUAAUUCACCAGGAGUCUCAGAACAGUGGUCUUAACUCCAGACUAAAUGCACUCCAAGAGGAUGUGGGCAAGUCACCAGCCAGGAAAAGGUCCGCCAGUGUGACCAACCUGUCCCUGGACCGCUCCAGCUCUUCCAUGGUGCCCUCCUAUGACAGCUCAGUAAGCCCCCAGGCCAGCCGGGCCAUGCCUGGGCUCAAGGGUGACCACGGCGAGGAGGAGAGGAAGAUCCUACUGGACUCAUCCCAGCUGAAGGACCUGUGGAAGAAGAUCUGUCACAACAACACCGGGAUGGAGUUCCAGGACCACAGGUACUGGCUGAGGACAUACCCCAACUGCAUUGUGGGAAAGGAGCUGGUCAAUUGGCUGCUGAGGAAUGGUACCAUUUCUACCAGGGCCCAGGCUAUAGCCAUAGGCCAAGCUCUGGUGGAUGGGCGCUGGCUGGACUGUGUCACUCAUCAUGACCAGCUGUUCAGAGACGAGUACGCCCUCUAUCGCGCCCUCCAGAACACCGAGUUCUCUGAGACGCCGUCACCCGACAGUGACAGCGUCAACUCCCUCGAGGGACACUCUGAGCCUUCCUGGUUCAAAGACAUCAAGUUUGAUGACAGCGACACCGAGCAGCUGGCUGAUGAGAGUGAUUACACGAUGCAGAACUCUGCCAGCCCCAGUAAGAGGACUUCAGUCAGUAGCUUCCAGUCAGCAGUGGACAGUGACUCAGCUGCAUCCAUUAACCUCAACAUGGAGCAGGACAAUGUCAACUUUCACAUCAAGAAGCAGUCCAAGUACCCCCACGUACCCCCCCACCCUGCUGAGCAGAAAGCAUCAGAGUACCUGAUCUCAGAGGACGGAGGACAGAACAUCUUAAUCAGCGAUGCCUUCAUCAAAGAGUCUCUGUUCAACCGCCGUGUGGAGGAGAAGGCCAAGGAGAUGCUGUUCACCCCUCUAGGCUGGCACCACAGCUCCCUGGACCAGCUUCGCGAGGAGAACGGAGAGAAGAAGGCUAUGGAGAGACUGCUCUCUGCCAACCAUAGCCACAUGAUGGCACUGUUGCAGCAGCUGCUCUACAGCGAGUCCCUGUCCCUGUCCUGGCGUGACAUCAUCGUGCCCGUGGUCAGGCAGGUGGUCCAGACUGUGCGGCCUGACGUACGCAGCUGUGACGACGACAUGGACAUCCGCCAGCUGGUCCACAUCAAGAAGAUUCCCGGAGGGAAGAAGUUUGACUCUGCCGUUGUCAAUGGCUUUGCAUGCACCAAGAACAUUGCCCACAAAAAGAUGAACUCCUACAUCAAGAACCCCAAGAUCCUGCUGCUGAAGUGCUCUAUAGAGUACCUCUACCGGGAAGAGACCAAGUUCACCUGCAUUGACCCCAUAGUGCUGCAGGAACGGGAGUUUCUGAAGAACUAUGUGCAGCGUAUAGCGGAUGUGCGUCCCAACCUGGUGCUGGUGGAGAAGACGGUGUCUCGCAUCGCCCAGGAAAUCCUGCUGGAGCACGGCAUUACGCUGGUCGUCAACGUCAAACCCCAAGUGUUGGACCGGGUGAGUCGAAUGACCCAGGGAGACCUGGUCAUGUCCAUGGACCAGCUGCUGACCAAGCCUCGCCUGGGCACCUGCCACAAGUUCUAUCUGCAGUCCUUCCAGCUGGCCAAUGGUUUUUCCUCCUUCCCUUCCUCCCACCAUUCAGACAACGUGAAGACGCUGAUGUUCUUCGAGGGCUGUCCUCCUCAGCUGGGCUGCACCAUCAAGCUGCGCGGGGCUUCAGAGUACGAGCUGGCCCGGGUGAAGGACAUCAUCGUGCUGAUGGUGUGUGUGGCCUACCACUCCCAACUGGAGAUCUCCUUCCUGAUGGACGAGUUUGCCAUGCCGCCAAGCCUGGGCAAAAGCAGCUCUUUCCCCUGUCUGCUGGAGAGCACCACUGCGGAGGAGGAGGAGGAGGAGGAGGAGGGACAGGGAGGAGGAGGAGGAGGAGGAGAGAAAGGAACAGGAGGAGCACUUGGAGUGGAGAUCCAGGGAAAGGGGGUCAACGGAAAUACCGUCCCCAUGGGAGGUCCCCCUGGGCAGCUGGAGGAGAAGCCUCCCUCUGGCAGGCUGCCUUGUGUCUCCGAGUCCCAUGUCAAGGACAGCGAGAGCCCUAAUGGCAACAAGAAGCAGGCUUUGUCCCCCUUGUCCUCCCAUGGGGCUGAGGGGUUGGGCUCCGCAGUAAUGAACUCCACACCCUUGUUCAACCCCUUGGCCCCUCUACCUCCCGUGUCUCCACCCUACCUCAUCGAUGACCUGGACCUGGACCCGGAGCCGCAGGAGCUGGGAGGAAAGACGGAGGUGGAGGGGUCGGCAGGCCUCUCAAGGGGGGAGUCCGGGGAGGAGAGCUCGUGCUCCGAGACGGUUCCCCGGCUCUUCAGGGACCCGCUGCAGGAUGACACCGGGCUGUUUGUCACCGAGCAGGUGGCCUCGACGGACGACCGCCUCAAGUCCAUCUCGUCGGCCUUCAAGCAGGAGCUGAAGGACAUCAUCCUCUGCAUCUCUCCUUUCAUCACCUUCAGGGAGCCCUUCCUCCUCACUCCUGCCGGCCUUCGCUGCCCCAGCAGGGACUAUUUCCCCGAGCAAGUCUACCUCUCUCCACUGCUCAACAAGGACUUCAAGGAACUGGACUGCCGCAGGAAGAGGCAGCUGCUCAAGGACUCCGCCCCGUCGUCGUUCGGGGGCGUGGCCAACGGCGGCCCUCCGCCACGGCCCGUGGAGGUUCGGCCCUCCCACCGGCUCACCAGUGCCCGCAUCGCAGAGCACCUGGGCAGCAGCCAGGACCUGGCCAAGAUGCUGGCCGACUACCGCGCCCAGGGCGGGCGCAUCCGCCAGCGGGCAGAGGUCGACCCCUUCGUGUCGUCCACCUUCAGUCGUCCACCUUCUCGUGAGCCCUCCAUCAAGGCACCCGUCAAGGCCGACAGCGAGGACGAGAAGCCGGCGGGACAGAAUGACGUGACGUGGGCCUCUAAGCCAAUGCUGGUCUCAGACCAGUGUGGUCUAUUGAUGACGAGUGGAGCCCACCACCUCAUCCCUGACCUGAGAUCUAUUGGGGAGACUCUGGACUGUCUGAACCCGGUGAACCACCAGCGGCUCUGUGUCCUCUUCAGCAGCUCUUCAGCCCAGUCCAACAAUGCCCCAAACCCCUGCGUCAGCCCCUGGAUCGUGACUAUGGAGUUCUAUGGAAAGAAUGACCUCACUCUUGGCAUAUUUCUGGAAAGAUACUGUUUCAGGCCAUCCUACCAGUGCCCCAGCAUGUUCUGUGAAACUCCCAUGGUGCACCACGUCCGACGCUUUGUCCACGGCAGCGGCUGUGUCCAGAUUGUCCUGAAGGAGCUGGACUCUCCGGUCCCUGGCUACCAGCACACCAUCCUCAACUACUCCUGGUGCCGCAUCUGCAAACAGGUGACUCCCGUGGUGCCUCUGUCCAAUGACUCGUGGUGCAUGUCCUUCGCCAAGUACUUGGAGCUGCGUUUCUAUGGCCACCAGUACAUGCGGCGGGCCAACGCCGAGCCCUGUGGCCACUUCAUCCACAAAGACUACCACCAGUACUUCUCCUACAAUCAGAUGGUGGCCUCCUUCAGCUACAUCUCAGUGAGGCUGCUGGAAAUCUGCCUUCCUCCUCCCAAGAUCUUCAUCAGGAACCAGGGGCCCUCCAAAGCCAACAUGCAACUGGACCUCAAGGACUUCACGCAAAAAGUGACCCAGGUGUACCUCGCCAUAGACGACCGCCUUACCUCCCUCAAGACCGACACCUUCAGCAAGUCAAGAGAGGAGAAGAUGGAGGACCUGUUUGCCCAGAAAGAUAUGGAGGAUGCGGAGCUCCGGGCCUGGAUAGAGAAGCUGCAGGCCCGCCUGCAGGCCUGCAGCGUGGACUCCCCCCAGCACCUGCAGACCGUCCUGGAGUCGGUGGUGCUGAAGAAGCAGAGCCUGUGUGAGACCCUGCAGUCCUGGAACACCAGGCUGCAGGAUCUGUUCCAGCAGGAGAAGGGCAGGAAGCGUCUGUCUGUCCCGCCCAGCCCCGGGAGACACAGACAGACAGAGGAAAGCAAGACAAGUGCCCUGGAGUCUUCUCCCCGGAACCCCUCUCCUGUGGUUCAGAAUGGUGAUAAAGAGGACCGUCACCUGAACACACUCCCGUCACUGUCUAGCUCCUCCUCCUUGCUGCCGUCACCAGGGGAACCAGGCUCGGAGCCACUCACCUCUGGACCCUCCUUCCCUGAACUGGACUCUGUCAGCAUCCCAGAGGACGUGUUUGAUGGACACCUGUUGGGCUCCGCUGACAGUCAAGUGAAGGAGAAGUCUACCAUGAAGGCCAUCCUUGCCAACCUGUUGCCGGGCAACAGCUACAACGGCAUUCCCUUCCCCUUCGAUCCAGACAAGCAUUAUCUGAUGUACGAACACGAGAGGGUCCCCAUUGCCGUGUGCGAGAGAGAACCCAGCUCCAUCAUCGCCUUCGCUCUCAGCUGUAAGGAGUACAAGACGUCUUUGGAUGAGCUGUCGAAGACGCCCGGGAAAGCGGGAGGAGAGGAGAGCACCCAGAACAUCACCUCUGACGGCCGGGUGAAGAACAGCCCUGCCAAGCCCAACGAGACCACCUCCUCCCAGACUGGCCGCAGCAGCUUGGAUCCUGACCCACUCAAGGAUUCUGAUGGAGGAGACAAGCACAAGAAACAGGCUGGGAACCCACACAUUGAGCUACAGUUCUCUGACGCCAACGCCAAGUUCUACUGUCGGAUUUACUACGCUGAGGAGUUCCACAAGAUGCGCGAGGAGAUCAUGGAGAGCUCGGAGGACGACUUUGUCCGCUCGCUGUCCCACUGCAUCAACUGGCAGGCCCGGGGGGGCAAGUCCGGGGCAGUCUUCUACGCAACGGAAGACGACCGCUUCAUCCUGAAGCAGAUGCCCAGGCUGGAGGUCCAGUCCUUCCUGGACUUUGCUCCUCAUUACUUCACUUACAUCACUGGAGCUGUGCAGCAGAAGCGUCCGACGGCCUUAGCCAAGAUCCUGGGUGUGUACCGAAUCGGCUACAAGAACUCCCAGAACAACACUGAGAAGAAGCUGGAUCUCCUGGUCAUGGAGAACCUGUUCUAUGGCCGCAAGAUGGCCCAGGUGUUUGACUUGAAAGGUUCCCUGAGGAACCGCAACGUGAAGACCGACUCGGGGAAGGAAAGCUGUGAGGUGGUCCUGCUGGAUGAGAACCUUCUGAAGCUGGUCCACGACAACCCUCUGUACAUCCGGGCCCACUGCAAGGCUAUCCUGAGGGCCGCCAUCCACAGCGACGCCUACUUCCUGUCCAGCCACCUGAUUAUCGACUACUCCUUGCUAGUGGGGCGCGACGACGCUACCGACCAGCUGGUGGUGGGCAUCAUAGAUUACAUCCGCACUUUCACGUGGGACAAGAAACUGGAGAUGGUGGUCAAAUCCACUGGGAUCCUUGGGGGACAAGGGAAGAUGCCCACGGUGGUGUCACCUGAACUGUACCGAGCUCGCUUCUGUGAGGCUAUGGACAAGUAUUUCCUCAUGGUGCCUGACCACUGGACUGGCCUUGGGGUCAACUGCUGAGAACCCUGGAUCUGCUCUCAUACACUAUAAAUAUGUGUCUUUUCCUUUCCCACACCCUGACACUUAAUCACAGACACUCCCUCAGAUUCACUUCCCAGUCCCCUGCUGGAGAAUCCUUGGCCCAGCGGGGGGGAUCCUCAGAAGCUCACUGAACAAUGAGUUGUUUGAUUAUUGAGUAAUGAAAGCAAGGAAAGUAUCCUUUGUCUCAGACUCACUCGUCAGUAACUGUACCCUUCUGACAGCGCUGGUUAACCUAUUACCCAGGCUCUCUUCAGUAUUCUGGAACAUCUUUUCAAAGGACAGUGAAAGAAAGCAAAUACUGGGGGAAAAAAGGAGAAUCUUAACUGGACCUAGUUUGGUGAACAAAUAAUCAAUGUAAUGUAAAAGUUUGUAAAUGUACAGAGAUUAUGUAAUUAAAGAGAAAUAACACUG
This is a messenger RNA of Hypomesus transpacificus, 7115 nucleotides long. It is a transcript of the gene pikfyve, whose product is annotated as phosphoinositide kinase, FYVE finger containing. Gene Ontology annotation, molecular function: 1-phosphatidylinositol-3-phosphate 5-kinase activity; metal ion binding; ATP binding. The record is from RefSeq and is a predicted model, not a curated record. Gene Ontology annotation, biological process: intracellular signal transduction; phosphatidylinositol metabolic process. The transcript is spliced from 45 exons. Lineage: Eukaryota; Metazoa; Chordata; Actinopteri; Osmeriformes; Osmeridae. The coding region runs from base 240 to 6683 and encodes 2147 amino acids.